Molecule: messenger RNA, 1763 nt
Organism: Papilio polytes (common Mormon)
Lineage: Eukaryota; Metazoa; Arthropoda; Insecta; Lepidoptera; Papilionidae
Exons: 6
Coding region: 117-902 (261 amino acids)
Source: RefSeq, a predicted model, not a curated record
CGGGGGGCUGCGCGUGCGGCCGCCGCGCCCCGCCAGACCCCCCGCCGCCCCCUGCACCCGCCGCGCACCCAGCACCCGCCGCACCAGCCCACCAUCCCCUCUGUGCUCUCGACGACAUGCCGCCGGUACUUAGGUCAAAUCCACUGUAUAGGGAGGAGGAAGAGCAGGAGGUAGUUAUAAUCGUGGACUCGCUGGAGGAGCACGUGGAACCGGAGUCAGUAGCCCCCCGCGUGCCUCGCCGCGCGCCUUCCACAUCCUCAGGGUACGGCAGCGGCGGCGGAAGCGCGGGGCGUGUGUCGCCGACAUUACCAAAGAUAGAGUACACUCCGGAUGUAUCCCGCUGUGCAGACACGGAGCGCUCUCCCGCUUCAGAUUCCGACUGUGACAAGUCGGGGUCCCGCGCAUCAGAAUCGGCCUCAGAUGACAGCCCUGACUGCACCCUCUCAAGAAGCCUCAAGGAUGAUAUUAGAGCGUGCUUGGGUGUUUGCAGAUGGGAUAAGGAGGUAAGCGAGCUGGUUGCCGCAGCGGCGCGGGGCGCGGGGGGCGUGUGCGCGGCGCGGGCGCGGCUGCACGCGGCACUACGCGCGCUGCACGAGCCCCCUGCGCCCCUCCCGGCGCCGCCGCACCCCGCUACGCCGUACUGCGGGCCCGGCGUGCGCCCCGGUGACGUCACCAUGCGCCCCAAGCACGAAAUGUCCCUACUAGCCGCUAGUGCGUUAUUUACGCUCGAUGGCGCUCGAGGUGAAGCUCUCGCGCGGCGGCUGGCGCGGGGAGAGAGACGUCGUCGACGAUGCCGCGCCGUGCUGGCGAUAGCUGCACUGUUAUUACUGCUGGCGGCUGUGUGUGCAGUGGAGUUGCUCAUGUCACGAGGGCAGAGGGUCUUUGGAGCCGUGCUGCGAUGAACGGAGCAGGGAGGCAUUUUCUACAUCAAACGAAAAAGGCAAACCUCGAGCAUACUUACGUGGCAUAUUUUUCUUAAUUUUUACAGUAAUUAAUUUUUGUUUUAAUACAAAUUAUGGUUAUUACCGAUAUUCGAUAAUCUACGAUUUAUCGAUAAUUUUGUGACAUCCCUAUUAUGAAGUUUAGACCCUUUUUCCACUGUAGCUAGUUGCGCGGUCGUCAAUUGGCAUUGGCUACACCGCAGGACUGAAAGAAAUGUAUAAAUUUUACAAAAACCUUUCCCCUGCCAAAAAGUCGCAGUUGCGUAGUAGAAGCGUUAUUUUUCAUUUUCUUACGAUUGGAGGUUAUUCUCGGCUGCUAGCUCAGUGGAAAAAGAAAUUUAUUAGUAAGGAGCUCAAAGAGCAAGAAUGAUGACGUAAAACUGACAGAUGUCAGAUCAACUCUCAUUUCGUUCAUUAAUAAAAAAUAGUAUCGAAUUUAAUAGUUAAGUUUAAUUUAAAAACAAUUAUCUCUAUCUAUGGUCUCCAUUUUUUAAUUUUAGUUGUAAGUUUUUUUUCUUGUAUCAAAACAUCCAUUUGUAGGUUAUAUAGGAGCAGAUGUUAGUUUUAGUUUAAUUUGUAAACACGAUAAGCCAUAAUCAUUUUAAUGUAAGUAAAUCAUUUUAGAAUAUGUAAAUAAUAAGGGAAACUGUAUUUUUAUUUUUAAAAAUAAACGAUUUAAAUUGUGAUCUUUAUAAAUUGUGAUCUUUGUACCUUAUUGUAAUCAUUUUGGUGAUGAAAUUUUUUACAUUUAGCGAUUUGAUAUCUAUUUGCACAAAGUGCAUUUGUAUUUUUUUACGAAUUAAAUAUUUUAUCUGUGGUGAA